Messenger RNA from Hyla sarda, 1917 nucleotides. It is a transcript of the gene FKBP14, whose product is annotated as FKBP prolyl isomerase 14. The transcript is spliced from 4 exons. Gene Ontology annotation, molecular function: peptidyl-prolyl cis-trans isomerase activity; calcium ion binding. The record is from RefSeq and is a predicted model, not a curated record. Bases 160 to 789 code for a protein of 209 amino acids. Lineage: Eukaryota; Metazoa; Chordata; Amphibia; Anura; Hylidae.
CUGACAAACAUUAUUGACCAAUAGGGUGUUGUCGCUAUAACCACGCCCACACGUUCAGCCAAUAGGCUGGGCCGCUGUGGAGUUAAAUGUCCCUAAAGCGGUAGAAAAGUUAUAGAAGCGACGUGCCACGUCUGCGGGCCCUGUGGGGAGUGCGGAGCGAUGAUGAUGAUGCUGGUGCUGGUUUGGGUUCUGUUGGCCUGUGCUGGCGGCGCACUCAUCCCGGAGCCUGACGUGCAGGUCCAGGUGCUGGAGAAGCCUUUCCUAUGCAAGAGGAAGACCAAGAAUGGGGACAUGCUGCUCCUGCACUUUGAGGGCUUCCUAGAAAGUAACGGGACGCAGUUCUAUUCAACGUAUAAGAAUAACAGUGAUCAGCCUGUAUGGUUUACACUUGGAAUUCGAGAAGGUAUUAAAGGCUGGGACAAAGGCCUCAAAGAUAUGUGCGCUGGAGAGAAACGGAAGCUUAUUGUCCCUCCUGCUUUGGCGUAUGGUAAAGAAGGAAAAGGAAAAAUUCCUCCAGAGAGUACUUUAAUCUUCAAUAUUAGUCUUAUGGAGAUCCGAAAUGGACCAAGGUCCCAUGAGUCAUUCCAAGAAAUGGAUCUGAAUGAUGACUGGAAACUGUCUAGAGCAGAGGUAAAGACUUACCUGAAGUCUGAAUUUGAGAAGCAUGGUAGCUCUGUGAAUGAGAGUCACCACGAUGUUCUGGUGGAGAGCAUAUUUGAAAAAGAAGAUGAAGACAAUGAUGGAUAUAUUUCUGCUAGAGAAUUUACAUAUCUACAUGAUGAGCUUUGAAGUGCAAUGAUCACUGAUCACCAUGUCUUUUCUGCUAAACAUGACUGGCACAUGGUUAUCAAAUACAUUUAGAGGUUGUGUGUGUUCUAGUGUUGUAAAGUUCUAAGAAUCAGCGAUCCAAUAUUUGCCUGGGCAUGACUCCUGGUACCCACAUUAAUCAGCUACUUAAAGGGGUACUCUGGUGAAAAACUUUUUUUUUUUUUUUUGAAAAUCAGCUGGUGCCAGAAAGUUAAACAACUUGUAAAUUGCUUCUAUUUAAAAAUCUUAAGUACUGGAAGGAUUAUUAGCUGCUGUAUACUACAGAGGAAGUUCCUUUCUUUUUGAAUCUCUUUUCUUUUUGCUCCUGCUCCGGACAGUUCCUGACAUUACCAGAGAGGUGUGAGCACUGUGGCCGGAAAGAAAAGAACAACUCAACUUCCUCUGUAGUAUACAGGAGCUGAUAAGUACUGGAAUUUAUAAAUCUGUUUAACUUUCUGGCACCAGUUGAAAGAAAAAUGUUUCACUGGAGUACCCCUUUUUAAAAGGAUUGUGGUACACAUACAAAAGAGGCUGUGAUAACUGUGCCAAGGCCCCUUUUAAAACAACUGCCAGAGGUCAAAUCUUGGGCACUUAACUUUACAUGGCUAGAUUACAUGUGUUUUUUUUUUUUUUUCUUUCUUUCUUUCUUCCUGCUACAAAGGGGGUGGGGAAUGUGUUCUUUAAUGGGUUGGCAGGCAUUUAUGGCAGAACAACUAUGAUGGCAUUUUUUUUUUUUUUAUAUCUACCAGCAGAAUAUUGGAUUUGGCAGAAUUUUAGAAAACAUUUAACACUUAGGAUUCUUGUGAACCAAUACUAACACUACAUCUGUUUGAAAGACUGAAUUCUCUUCUCUAUGAAACAUGGGUCAAAUGCGAGACUUCUUCCAGCACUCAGCAUUGCCCUGAGUCAGUGUGCAUCUCUUCCCUAUAAUACAUAGCCCACAUUGGGCAUUUAAAACUCCUUUUCUUCCAGAAGAUUUUUUUUUUUUUUACUUUAAUGAGAAUUCAAUGUGCAAAUUCACACGAGAGAGAACCUUCAGUUGGAUAUACUUUUAUGCCACGUCUGUUUGUCUUUGUUUUAAACUUUGCAUUAAAUAAAGGUAUGAACUAG